UGUUAGCAGCGACAAGAAAGGAUACGGAGAGGACGGAUGACGACGACGACACGGGAUCAUAGAUGCUAUGGAAGGGGCAAAUCGGCACACGAUAGACAAUGAUGAUUAUUGUUUUCCAACCCAGGAGGAUAUUUGGUUCAAAUUUGAAUACAUCGUAUACAUUAACUUUGCCAGCGAAAUGGAUACGCAGUGAGAUUGCCGGACGUGAUUGUUCGUUAUUGAUAUUCUGUUUGUGCACUCGAAACGAUAAGGUGGAUUGUUUGGAGGAACAAAUUAUUAAUCGAUUCCUGUUGUCGAAGACAUGAUUUUGAACUCGGGAUGAUUGAUCCUCUAUGGCGCGACCGGUAUAUUCUGUGGAAGAAUAGCAAAAUCUUGCAACCUGAUGAAGAACCAGUCAACAACGAAGAGAACGUCUCGGAAUAUGACUUCUUCCACAUUGCUAUCGCACCAGUUCUUAGGUUCUCCCAACUCUUUGGAGUCUUCCCACUCAACAGCGUUAUGAAUCGUCUUCCGGGGAAUAUGCUGUACAAGUCGGUCAGCUUCGCCACAGCCCUCAGCAUGAUGGCCAUUUUCGGUGGAUACGCCGUGUCAGUUCUAAGCCUGAAACGCCUUGCUAGGACCGGACUAGACGCCAUAAACAUGGCGGAGCCAUUUUUCUUCGCAGUGUGUGCCACGAGUGCAGUUCUUUUUUGGGCCCUGGCCAAGGAAUGGCAGUUCGUAGUAACGGUAUGGUCCGAAACCGAACGAGUGUUUCUGCGUAAACCAUUUCGAGGCAAAGCUCUAAGAAGUAGCAUUCGCCGGACAGCCUUCGUGGUUCUAACGCUUGCUCUAGCUGAACAUAUCUUUUCUGUGGCAAACAACAUUGCCAAUUUGCGAAGAGAGGUUCACCAUUGUAACUGGACCAUAUCAAGCCCUGUUAAAUACUUUUGUCUGAAAACAUUUAGUUCUGCAUUUGAUAGUAUUCCUUACAAUCUCCCAGUAGCAAUCUAUAAUGAGUACGUAGUCGUCGCCAUGACAUUCGCGUGGAACUUCGUAGAUCUGUUCAUUGUCCUGGUCAGUAUUGGUCUGACCACUCGAUUCACUCAACUCAACAUCCGCAUAUCGGAGCGAAUCCAAAGUCGGAAAGGCACUACCGAGGAUUUCUGGGAACAGAUACGCAUACAAUACGUGUCACUCUGCGAUUUGGUUGUUUUGCUGAACCGAUCGAUCAAUCGCCUGGUGUUUGUGUCCUAUGCCAACGAUCUGUACUUUAUCUGUCUGCAAAUAAUGCAUGCCACCUUGGAGCAACCGUUUCUGAUCAACCGAGUGUACUUCUUCUAUUCCUUCAGCUUUCUUCUGCUGCGAACGUUUCUCAUGUUUUGGUAUAGCUCUCAGGUUCAAGAUGCUAGCCACCAGCCGUGCAGAUUGAUUUUACGGGUUCCGAACCACGAGUAUUGCGAUGAGCUUCAACGGGUACAGAUGUAUUCAAGAAGGGGGGUUAGUCUCACUGGAAUGGGAGUUUUUCUAGUUUCGCGAAGGAUAUUUUUAACGAUUGCCGGAACGAUCAUUACGUAUGAAUUAGUACUACUAUCAUUUCGUAAACGAAUUAUGGAUGAACCAGAUGAUAACAACGACGUUUCAUGUAAGCCGUUACAUUUGGACUAAGAUGCAAAUAUUAUAAUCAAGUAUCGCAAUGAGAAACAAAUUCAACAAAGUGAUUUUUAUCCCGAUGCUCAUUUACAUAAAAAUUCAAAUUCUAAAAAAA
Messenger RNA from Aedes aegypti (yellow fever mosquito), 1744 nucleotides. RefSeq names its product gustatory receptor for sugar taste 61a (gene Gr6). The record is from RefSeq and is a predicted model, not a curated record. Gene Ontology annotation, molecular function: sweet taste receptor activity. Bases 319 to 1644 code for a protein of 441 amino acids. Gene Ontology annotation, cellular component: membrane. Gene Ontology annotation, biological process: sensory perception of sweet taste; detection of chemical stimulus involved in sensory perception of taste. Lineage: Eukaryota; Metazoa; Arthropoda; Insecta; Diptera; Culicidae. The transcript has 6 exons.